UGAGGCAGACCCUGUACCCUGGAGCGCACGGCCUGCGGACCUUCUCCUCAGUCGCCAGGCCCGCGGCUCCAAGAGUCGGCCCGCACUUCCAUCAUUGAAAGAGGAAUUCCUCCUAGAAACUCAAGCAAUCAAACCCCACGUGCCCCAAGUUCACUGCAGGACCAUGAACUGUGCCCAGUCAGAGCUCAGGUACGGCAUCCAGAAGUGACAGGCCGAUGAGAAGAAAGGCACUACCUCCUAGGACAGAGAAGAUGGAUACUGACCAGGACUGGCCCAGUGUUUACCCCACGGCUGCACCAUUUAAACCCUCAGCUGUUCCUCUGCCUGUUCGGAUGGGAUAUCCAGUGAAGAAGGGCGUGCCCAUGGCGAAGGAGGGGAAUCUAGAGCUGUUAAAGAUCCCAAAUUUUCUGCAUUUGACUCCUGUGGCAAUUAAAAGGCACUGUGGAGCUCUGAAAGAUUUCUGCACUGAGUGGCCAGUCGCACUCGACAGUGAUGAGAAAUGUGAGGAGCACUUUCCAGUUGAGAUUGAAACAACCGAUUAUGUGUCGUCGGGACCAUCUAUUCGGAACCCCAGAGCACGAGCAGUAACGUUAAGGGUUAAACUUUCCAGUUUGAAUUUAGACAAUCACGCAAGGAAAAAACUUAUUAAACUUGUAGGAGAGCGGUACUGCAAGACCACUGAUGUGCUCACGAUCACAACAGACAGAUGCCCUUUGAGACGGCAGAACCAUGACUAUGCAGUGUAUCUUCUCACAGUCCUGUACCACGAAUCUUGGAAAACUGAAGAAUGGGAAAAAAAUAAGACUGAGGAAGACAUGGAUGAGUAUGUGUGGGCAAAGAGCUCCUCGGAGAGCAGUGUCCUCCAGACCCUGCUGCGCAUGAGGGCCGCCGAGAGCAGUGUGGCGCCGAGCAGGGAAGAGCUGCUGGGGACCAGGGCGGUCGAGGAGUACCAGAAGUGUGUUGUUCGUCUCAAGAACGAGGGGGAGAGCGAGGCAAGCCUCGCUCAGUACAAGGAGUCGGUGAAGAGACUGUUAAAUUUGGCGUGAAGUCCAAGCUAGCAGGCAGCUGUAUCAAUUGUAUGAUGUAUUUAUCACUGAUUUGAUAUAAAUUGGAGAAUACUUACUA
Apodemus sylvaticus (European woodmouse) is the source of this 1125-nucleotide messenger RNA. It is a transcript of the gene Mrps35, whose product is annotated as mitochondrial ribosomal protein S35. Gene Ontology annotation, cellular component: mitochondrial small ribosomal subunit. Lineage: Eukaryota; Metazoa; Chordata; Mammalia; Rodentia; Muridae. Gene Ontology annotation, molecular function: structural constituent of ribosome. The transcript is spliced from 9 exons. The coding region runs from base 216 to 1046 and encodes 276 amino acids. Gene Ontology annotation, biological process: mitochondrial translation. The record is from RefSeq and is a predicted model, not a curated record.